Molecule: messenger RNA, 1395 nt
Organism: Aureobasidium melanogenum CBS 110374
Lineage: Eukaryota; Fungi; Ascomycota; Dothideomycetes; Dothideales; Saccotheciaceae
Exons: 2
Coding region: 1-1395 (464 amino acids)
Biological process (GO): protein monoubiquitination; protein import into peroxisome matrix
Cellular component (GO): peroxisomal membrane; peroxisomal importomer complex
Molecular function (GO): protein binding; ubiquitin-protein transferase activity; zinc ion binding
Source: RefSeq, a predicted model, not a curated record
AUGGAGUUCAUGACCAAUCUGCAAAGCGGGCUCGACGAGCAAAAGCCAUCGCUCUUCGAACUGCUCUCGGAACAACAGCUGGGCGCUCUCAUCCCACCAUCUCUACGCUACCUCCUCGCCAUCGCAACCCACCGCUACCCUCGCUACCUCCUCCGCAUCCUAAACUCCUUCGACGAACUCUACGCCUUUCUUUCCCUACUGGUAGAACGCCACUACCUUCGCACCUAUGGCGGCGGCUUCACAGAAAACUUCUACGGUCUGAAACGAGAAAGAGUACUCCUCACCAAAGGCCAUGAGAUCCCUAGAGCUGCUCUGGGAGCUCCCGAACAGGUCCGCGAGACGUUAAAGCUAAGGAAUCAAGAUGUGUGGAAGAAUUUGGCUGUUAUGGUCAUGUUGCCAUACACAAAGAGGAAGUUGGAUGAGCAUUAUGAUAUUCAUGCUGCUUCGGCAAACAUCCUAGGCCCGGCUUUCAGAGGAGAUGCUUUGCCUGAGAAUGCGACGUAUAGACAACGCAUCUUCCACUACUACAAGUGGUUCUUGAGCAAAGUAUACCCAAGCGUGAAUGCUGCGUAUUACUUUGCUUUGCUGGCAUUCAACCUGGCUUACCUCUUCGACACUUCCAAAUACCAUAAUCCCUUCUUCUGGCUUAUUGGAACGAGGAUACGACGCAUGAAUCAAGCAGAUUAUCAAGCCAUUGCCGCAGCUGCUGCUCCUGCUGCUCCUACACCUGGCGCUAAACCAUCGACUUCGCAAUCUCUGUUCAGCCCUAGGACCUUGACGCACACGGUCUACCCACGCUUACUUUCCAGUCUAAAAAUCCUCCUCCCAACCUCAAUCUUCGCACUGAAGUUCCUGGAAUGGUGGCACGCCUCAGAUUUCGCGAGACAAUUGUCUCGAAAAGCAGCUGAAGGACUUGAGCUUCCUGCUCCCACCAUCUCAGGAAUACCAAAGACACCUGCUGCAACUCCGACUACACCUUCCAAGUCUGGUGUGACGUUCGCAACUACUGAUGACGAAAAGUCCUCGGACAAAGAGAAGGAAGAAAAGGACGAUAAAGACAAGAUCAAACCGCCGAUCUCUGCAACAACAAACCUACCUAUUUUCACCGUUCCUCCUGCCACAGGCUCCGCUUGUCCAAUUUGUCUCUCGCCUAUUCAAACACCCACGGCAUCACAGACUGGCUAUGUAUUCUGCUACACAUGUAUUUUCCGCUGGUUGGAAGGCGAGCAUCCACGCCAGGUAGCAUUUAUGCAAGGAGGCAACACAGAAGAAAACUGGAAAGAUGAGUCAGGAGGAAAUAGAGAAGGAAGUUGGGAGGAUGGAAGGGGAAGGUGUGCAGUCAGUGGAAGGAGAUUGUUGGGAGGUAGUGGUGGGUUGAGACGAGUCAUGGUUUGA